AUGUCCAAGAACAGUCAACCUAGCAGCCCUGCCGCGUCAAUUUCGGGGGAUGUGGACGAUGGCAUCUCCGACUUGCCAUGUGUCCUCGCCAGGCACAGUAGUCGAGACUGCUACUUCGACAUCAAAAUAACGCAUGUCGAACGCACCACAUUUGGUGGCAGCCCCGCGUACCAGUUGAGGUUCAAGCUGGACUUUGCGCGCCCGUUCGACGUGUCGAAGCGUAUUCGAUCGGCUGCGGUCGACAUAAACCUCGCCAGCAUCAGAGUCGAUAGGCGUCAGGGACCAACCGUGGUGGGCCUGACUCCCGAAGCAAACCUCGUGUGUGUGGCCGAGCACGAGGUCAAUUCUGGCCAGAACGUUGGUGUCACGAUCGGGGCACCAGGUCCAGCGGCGGGCGCCAUCAGUAUCAACGCAGGCCGAUCUUGGGGCGACAAGACAACGUUUCAGGGAUCCCGGCUAUUCCACGGCUUCCUCCUCGGCCCGGAUAGGGCUCGGUGGAAAAUGUACGAGGAACCUAAGAGCCAGAGCGGCUUGCCUCCAUCUCUGGAGCUCAUGGUCAUGGUCACAACCGGCUCUAGCUUCUACGUGAACGCAAGUGUUCGGAUCCAGCGCUGGAGGGGCUGGGGCGUCUUUGGGGCGGUGCACAAUGUUGAUGCGUCGGAAGUGGAUGGUGCAACUGCUCGGUCAUAUUUGGUGCUACGCAAUCGGGUGCUGGACGGGAGUAGUGCAGCACUUAAAAAAGCUUCUGAUAACAUCACGAAGAUCCUCAAAGAGAGAGAGGAGAAUGUGCAAAUGCUAGAGGACCUUGCCAACGAGCAUUUCCCAGAACUCAAUUUCGAUGCCGUCUAUGGCCCUUCCCUCGCGAUUCUCAAGUUGCAUCCACUCAACGCCGUCAACGGGCUGUUCGACUGGAAGCAGAUCAAUGUUCCAUUCCAGCCACAUCGCCUUGUCCUGGCACGGCAAACAGGUGAAGCCCGAGCGGACAACAAAAACGGUAUCUUCGAUGCCAGCGCCGUAUCACGGCGACAUGCUGAGGUCUGGGCAAACGAAGAUACUGGUCAAGUUUAUAUCCGGGACUUGGGCUCGAGAGGCGGAACAUUCAUCAAUGGGCAUCAUCUUUCCAAAGGCACAGCCUACAUGUUGCACAAAGGUGACCAACUACAGCUCGGUUCUGAUGUCGUCGAAAAUGGUGAGCAGACGAUAGAGUACCAUAAACUGUUGGCGAACGUCGAUUUCGUGGGAUUGUGGAGUCAUGCAACGACUGAAGACAGUUUGGACUCGACUCUACUGGAUCCAUGGGAGAUAAAGAUGACCGCGAAACUCCAUACUCGAAAAGAGCAUACGCUGAAGGUUGUCAAUGAUAAGUUCGACAGCUGGCGAAUCGGGGACCGGAACGAGGAGCUAGAGGGAAUGCUCCAAGUCCUUCAAGACGUGGUGGAUCGUCGGAUUGAAACCCUGGCUUUGGCGCACCUGGUAGAAGACGGGAGGGACGUUCAACUUGUGGUGAGGCGUGAGAUCGAAAGGCGGGCCUCGGUCGACCCGGUAGAAGACAGGGAGAGUGUUCGAAUCGAGAGGAACCGUCGGGUCGAAACUCUGGCCUUGGACGACCCGCUAGAAGGCGGGGAGAGCGAAGCGGAAAACGAGGAAGGGAGCCGUGAAGGCAGCGGUGCUGAAGAGGAGCAAGACACGAGUGAGGCUGAUAGUUCCACCAUCAGUUCCAGACGGAGUCGCAGGCCCUCUGAGGCGAGAUUUCCACGAGCGGUUUACACCACGGACAGCGUGUUCGACGACCGAUACAGGUAUCGACCUUCUCGUCAAAGACCAGGUCGCUACUAUGACAUGGACGACGACCAUUACAGGUAUCGGCCUUCUCGUGAAAGACCAAGUGGCUACUCCAACAAGAGAGGGCCUGAAGAGACUAGUCGCACGGAUACAUUGAUUCCUAGAAUCCAAACAGGCGAAGAGGCUCUUGCGAAUCAUCGAUCCGUGGGCAGAGGUUGGACGGAGGUCAAGCUGUGA
This is a messenger RNA of Capronia coronata CBS 617.96, 2019 nucleotides long. RefSeq lists its product as uncharacterized. Gene Ontology annotation, molecular function: protein binding. NCBI's taxonomy places the organism in Eukaryota, Fungi, Ascomycota, Eurotiomycetes, Chaetothyriales, Herpotrichiellaceae. The record is from RefSeq and is a predicted model, not a curated record. The coding region runs from base 1 to 2019 and encodes 672 amino acids. The transcript has a single exon.